This is a messenger RNA of Peronospora matthiolae, 4257 nucleotides long. The record is from the annotation of a GenBank genome assembly. NCBI's taxonomy places the organism in Eukaryota, Oomycota, Peronosporomycetes, Peronosporales, Peronosporaceae.
AUGGAAUCGCUCCUGCGUCUCAGCACCUCCUUGUUGGAGCAAAUGACGUUCACUGGCCGGCGAGACGUCAAUGUCCUGGACGCGCAGGCUCUGAAUCUCACGUUCAUGACCGAGCAGCUCGUGGUUAUGGGCACCCCAAGUUUCGCCCCAACCGAUCCAAAGCUCAAUGUCGUGAACGUGACCGACUUGGCGCAUUUUCUAGAUACGAACUAUAGCCACCACUUUAUGCUCUUCAGCUGUAACUCCCUUCAACAUGACGAGAAAAACGUCAUGCAGGACACGGUCACUGCAGAACUAGCUGGAGAUGGAAACACUUUUUUGUCGCAGGUCCGUGAACUACACGGCCAAAUGCUCGAAUUCAACUGGGAACGAGGUAACCUGAAAGCGCACACGCCGUCGUUUGACGUCCUUUUUCGCAUGUGCUACGCGCUGGACGCGUAUCUCUCUCUCGAUCGACGGAACGUUGCGUUGGUGAAUUGUCCGACGGGCAAAACCCAGAGCGGAAUUGUCGUGGCUUGUUACCUGCUCUUUGCACGACGGAGCCACGAUCCGAUCGAUGGUCUUGCUGCCUUUUACCGAAAACGGUGGCACCUGAAGUCACUUACGGCGCAGACUCUGCGGCAGAAGACACCACCGUCGAUUCAGCGGUUUCUGGCAGAGUUUUACCAGUUGCUGGAGAGACGCAAGCCACGGAAUGACAAGCCGAUUCUACUGAAGACGGUCGUGUUGAGGAAGCUGCCAGUCGAUCGCCAGCCUUGUGUGCAGAUUUAUAACGACUAUAAACUCGUCUUUUGCACGGACGCAAGAGGGGGCGAGGAAGAGCCUGUACUGGACUGGGAUGAAGAGGAUGGAUGCUUUAUCAUCUCGUGGAAAAGCGGACUUGAGUUGGAUGGAGGGUUUUCGCUCUUGUGCUCCUUCGGAGGCGACUACGACCAUGUGAGCGACACGGACGCGUCAUCGAGAGUGCUGUUUCGAUACACGGACUCGACGCUUUUUCUCUUGCCUGGACUGGUAACGCUCAAGAGACAUGAUCUAGACUUGAUGAAGCGGUACGAGCACGGAUUUGACGACGAUGAAUUCGCAGUCGAGCUGGAAUUGCAUGAAAAUAGCACCAAGCAGCCACAUGACAUGGUGAGAACGAACUACUCGGGGAACUCCGCUUUGUGCCAAGGUUUGAUUGAAAUUACCAAGCACCACAUCGUUUUGCCGGGCCCAAGCAUGCAUUCGGCCUUGAUGCGCAUGGGCUUUAGCGACACGCCUACUACGUUCGCUCUCCAAUGCUCACAGAAUAGCCCGAGUCUGGCGCUGGAGAUGUUGCGGUGUAAUCCAUUGUCUACCUGUUUUGUCCAAGAAACACAGGAGAGGGUAGCCGAGAGAAUCUCUGUCGAACCCAAUCGCGACAGCCAGAAUCCCCAUCUAGUUUAUGGCACUAUGUCGAACACGCGACUGGUUGAUGGAGCACCUAGCACUGCGCCUGCUGAAUUCCAAGGUGUUGCAGGUGAAAGCAGUAUCAGAAGUGGCUCGAAAGCUCUUGGUAUUAUGUCCAUCGCUAUGGCUGGACAACAUCAAGCGACUGUUGAUGUGUCAAGAGAGCUUGGGCGUCUGAGUGAAGAUCUUGUGUCGAGUAGGUUGUCCAGUGACAAUCUUACAAAAGCGACCACUGGUCUUAGCAGCGUGAACGCCCCUAUUGCCGUGUCAUUUGCGAAUACUCUCAAGUCAGCAGACGCUUCGACUCUGUCUCGUCCAUCCGACGAAGACACGGAGGAUACGUUUUCAAACAGGCAGAGCACUCUCAGAAACAUGAACGAUUCUAGCGAGAUGUUUGCACGAAAAUCGACAGGCAACAAGUACACGUUGAUGUUGAAGCGGGGUGUUCCAUUCGAGGCAGUUCAAAACUGCAUGCAGAGGGAAAACGUCGAUCCGUCAACUUUGGAAGCCGUGGUCCCGAGUAAGAGCACCACUGCUGGUCUUCGUAGCGCCAUCCAAGCAAAAGGAAUCCAGAAACGAAGUCUCAAAGACAUGGAUGAAUUCUCCAUUUACUUUCGAAUGCUGCGCAUGGGAUGCCCGGAAGAAGCUGUGAGACAGAAGAUCACAAUGGAUGGAAUCGAUCCAGUCAUCUUGGAUCUUGGAUCCGAUGCUGUUUAUGAUGAGGUGAAGAAUCGCAUUACGGGUGUUGAAACAAGUGUUCAGAAGCCGUCUACUGCAGUCAAUGGGAGCGACACUGCAUCGGAAGUCUCGCUGGAGGAAUGCAACGUGUAUACCAAAUAUCACAUGAUGCUAAAGAUGGGAGUUCCAAAGGGUGCUGUACGCCAAAAGAUGAAGGCUGACGGUGUUGAUAUGCGCGCUUUGGACAAGGGCGGCAACGAUUCUCUUUUGGCGAUACCAGAACAAACACGAGAGAAAAGGUUCACUACAACGACAGUGGACGGCAUGAACCUGAUGCAUCAUCCAGAGAAUACAAAACAUUGUGAAGCGCUGUUAGCAAGCUUACCGGAAGUUGCUGUCCAAAAAGAGAUGAAAGCCGGUGGCGUGAAUGAAGGAGAUGUCAAGGAGGAUGCCGUGGAUUGGCAGGUUCCGAAUUCGAACGGUGGGAAUCGUGUCGAACUGCAAGAGAAUGUCCUCGUAUCCGACUCAUGUGCGAUGAAAAGGACGGUAUUUCAUGAUGGGAACGUACGUCACCAAAAAAUGAAGGAUGAUGGUACUGAGGAAAGUGCUCUCGAUCGCAGGAGGAAUGUGCCAAUCUCGGAUACAAAUGGAGUAACAUGCGACGUAAAGCUUGAUGAAGAUCUACUGGACGCAACAUGUUUGGCUGGACUCUCUGAGGAUGCGGUGAAGUCAAAGAUACUGUCAGAUAGUGUUGAAGUGCAGGGGCUAGACCUCGGUGCCAGUUUCUCAAAGUUAAAUUCUGGUGUUAGUGCUGUGACUGCGGCAGCAGAACCGCUCAAGCGAGCACGUAAGAAACUGCACUGGCAAGCCAUAUCGGAGGACCGUUUGCAAAAUCUCAAUCUGCAAAAAACAAUCUGGGAAGACGAGGAUGAAGAUGUUCAAGUUGAUGUGGAUAUGGAUGAACUCGAAGCGCUCUUUUUCGCUCAUCAAAGCACGGGUAGUGCAACGAAGGAUUUCUUGCGAGGAUCGAGUAAAGCGCUGAACAGAAAGCAAACCGUCACGUUGUUCAACGGGAAACGUGCAAUGAAUGCUGCCAUUUCUUUAGCGCGAGUCAAGCUCACCUAUCGCGAGAUUGCCAAAGCUGUAGAGAAUUUCGAUCCAAGUGGUCUUACGAUACAGCAGCUUAUCGGCAUUAACGAAAGUCUACCCACUCCAGAUGAAGCGGUGCUGGUUUCUCGAUAUACUGGUGACAAGGAGAUGCUUGGCGAGGCUGAGAAAUUCGCUCUUGAGAUUGCAAAGGUUGAACGCUACGGACGUCGAAUGGAGUGUCUGAUAUUCAAGAUGUCUUUUUCGUCCCGCAGUGCAGAGCUUUCGACUUCCUUGUCACGUUUGCAGAAGGCUAGCGAAGAGGUGAAGGGCAGCCGCUUGCUAAAAAGUUUGCUGGCGAUCGUGCUCAAGCUGGGCAAUACUUUGAAUGGAAGCAAAGAGGACAAUGGAAUUAAGGGGUUUACCGUCGACUCCCUGCUCCGCUUAGGACAUACCAAAGCGGUGAAUCAGAAGACAACAGUGUUGCACUACUUAGUUCGCCUCAUGAAGAAAAAUCACGUUCAGGUUCUUGACUUCCAGGCGGAAUUGCCAAGUGUUCCUCUUGCAGCACGGGAGUCUUUCGUAACAAUAGACGCAGAGUUUAAGAAACUGGAAAAAGGGCUGACGAGUCUCGCCACCGAGCAACGGAUGCUAGAAAAGCAAUCUGUCGAGACAAGAAGUUUGGAAGCCACCACGAUGUUGAUGCAAGCUGCUGCUGCUGACAUCGAUGCACGAAUGAAAAUGAUUGGGGACGGGAUAUCGCGAGCACGGAAGGAGGUUUCAAGUGUGCUCGACUACUUUGGGGAAGACCCGAAUCGAAACCCCAGCGAGUUCUUUACCACACUUGCCUCUUUCUGCACGGUGUUCCAACAAGCACGCAAUGAAGUCGAUGCUGCAGAUGAACUUGCACGGCGAAAGCAACGGUUGACGAUGCGUCGGUUGAACACAUUACAACCACUGCCAAAGUCGAGUAAUGGAGCAACCAUGAAGAUGUCCGGCCAGGUUCUAGAACGUCCCCACACCAAACACACCACUGAAGAGCGACGACAUCUUGACGAACCGUAG